CACCCCGAACUUUUUUCUCCUUCCUCUCACCCAGCGUCGGUAGAGGUGGGUCUGGAGCAGCAGUCAUUCACCACAUACGAGGGAGCAGGCAGUACUGAGGUGUGUGUGAGGAUAGAGAGAGGGGGUUUCCCCACCACCCAGCCGUUCAGUCUCCUCGUCUCCACGCAGGACGCCAGUGCCACUGCCCCCUCUGACUAUCUCGCUCUCUCUGAUGUCAUCAUCGGUCCCUUCACCGCCAGCAACACCGUCCAGUGUUUCUCCGUUACCAUAGUGAGAGACGCCGUGUGCGAGGGAGAGGUUGACGAGGAGGGGUAUCCCCGUCCGGAGGUGUUCAGUGCCAUCGUCAGGAGCGAGGAAGGAUCCAGUGUAGAGGUCAGGGGGUCGAGCAGCGUUGCCACUAUCACCAUUGAGGAGGCAGCUGAGUGCAUUCCAGUGGUGGUGGGGUUCGAUCAGGUCAGCUACACCGCCAGAGAGACUGACGAACCUCUCGGCGUUGUGGUUAACGUGUCGUCACCAGUCGUCCUCAGGAGGAACGUGACAAUCACAGUCCAGACUGUACCUGGAACUGCCACUCCCAACGUGGACUACCUUGCCUCGUCUCUGACAGUCCAACUCUCCAAUAAUCAGAGGACCUUGCCUCUCUCACUCCUGAUAGCCGACGACGGGAUCUGCGACAGCUCGCCGCGCGAGACUCUCCAGAUAAGACUGAGUUCCUCUGACCCCAAUGUCACCCUGUCGCCUGGUGUCGCUUCCGUCACCAUCCUGGACUCUCCUCCGUGUGUUCCAGGGACAGUCAGGUUUCAGCAGACGUCAUUUGUGUCGUCGGAGGAGGUGGGCUGGGCUGUCGUGUGUGCCUCGUUCUCUAGCCCUCCAUCUUCCUCCUCUUCCUCCUUCUCUCUCACCCUCUCCACCUAUGACAUCACUGCCCGUGCAGGAGAAGACUAUGUGUCCGUGUCACGUGACCUAUCAUUUGGACCCAACGUCACCCAGCAGUGUCAGCUGCUCCUCCUAGUCCAGGACUCCCGCUGUGAGGCAACCAUGACCGAGAGUUUCGGACUCAAACUCACCAGCACCGAGAACGGGAGAACCGCCAUACAGGACUCUGCAUCCGUCGUCAUUUAUGACUCUCCUGAAUGCAUUACUGUGCGGACGGGGUUUGAGGAGGUGGUCUAUGCUCUGGGAGAGAGCAGUGGCAGUGUCGUGGUGUGUGCUGAGAUCCUGAGUCCUGCCGUGGCAGAGAGGGAGUUCUUCCUCCUCCUCUCUUCUUCCAACAGAGAUGCUGUUGCUGGAGAGGAUUACACUGGACUACAAGAUGUCCCGCUGGGACCAUUCUCUCUGUCUCAGCGACGCAACUGCCUCAGUGUGUCUGUCACCGACGACGGUAUCUGCGAGGAACCUGAAGAGAGCUUUGUUCUGUCUCUCACUACUGACGAUGAGUUCAUCGACAUCAGCAGAGACUCUGUGACAGUCUACAUUGAGGAUGGACUGGAAAUUGAGUGUGUACAGGUCAGCUGUGGUUUCGAAGGCAGCACUAGCUACAUAGUCCAGGAGACUUCUGGUGAAUUUGAAUUGUGCGUCGGCGUUUAUCCGGCUCUUCGGUUCAACUUUACUGUCAACCUCACGACAGUUGACGGAAGUGCUACUAGUGGGUCAGACUAUGCCCCAGUAAGCGAGAUGCUGGAGUUUGCCCCUGGGGUCCAACGUCACUGCGUUUCAAUCACCAUCCUUAACGACCAGGAGUGUGAGGAUGACCCCAACGAGAUGUUCACGUGGUAAUUAGAGGGGUCGACCCCCGAUGUAUCUUGCAGCCUAACUCUGUCAGUGUUACCAUUGACGACCAGGGGCAGUUUGGUGCUCUCUCUGACCCUGACUGCUUUCCACUGGAGAUAUACUUCACGGACGACACUCCACGAGUCAGUGGUGGUGGUAAUGUCGAAAUUGUCUUGUACACCAGGGGGCGGAGUCUGCCUCAGACUAUCUCAUGUGAUCUCUUCAACAGAAGACAUGUCCUCGUACAGACCACUGAUUGUACUGGUGGUCGAGCAGUGUUCUCCAACGUGACCAAAAGAGGCUUCUAUACUGUUAUCUCCACUGUAAUCACGGGUGCUGAAUCAGCAUCGGCCAGUAGAAGAAUAAGAUUGGACCCUGACCCCCUGGCCUGCAGUGUCCACCUCGUCAAUAGGGGACUGGAGUUCAGAACUGGAGGGACUGUGGUUGCUGAGUUUGCUGGUGUCGGACCAGUUGCCAGCUUCACCUGUACCCUGAAUGGUGAUCUCGUGACGGAAUCAUGUACCAGUCCAGUGAGCCUGACUCAACUGGAGCUCCAAGAUUCGUACACAUUCCGAGUCACUCCAGUCGGAGAUGCCUGUACUUCGUCCAAGAAACUGAGAGAAUCUUUUGUCUAUUUCGAACCAUACAGUGGAUGAGGGAAGUAAUGGUGACUUGCUCUGUGUACCUUUUCUUGACGGUAUUUUGAAUUUUUCACUGCUGAUAUAUUGUCGUCAAAAAAGGAUAAAUACACGAUAAAUGUGAAUACAAUAGGAAAUAAAUUGUUUGCUACAUGUAUAUGUACAAGGAGAAUUGUUUGUACACGGGUGAGGUAUUUGUGUUAAAAUUUGCGACGUUUCUUUUUUGGUUGCGGUUGGUGUUG
This is a messenger RNA of Geodia barretti, 2650 nucleotides long. The record is from the annotation of a GenBank genome assembly. Lineage: Eukaryota; Metazoa; Porifera; Demospongiae; Tetractinellida; Geodiidae.